Molecule: messenger RNA, 800 nt
Organism: Indicator indicator
Lineage: Eukaryota; Metazoa; Chordata; Aves; Piciformes; Indicatoridae
Gene: PLPP6
Product: phospholipid phosphatase 6
Exons: 2
Coding region: 1-789 (262 amino acids)
Molecular function (GO): sphingosine-1-phosphate phosphatase activity
Source: RefSeq, a predicted model, not a curated record
AUGCCGAGUCCCCGCAGCAGCCGUGAGCGACGCAGCGGCAGCAGCGGUGGCUGCGGCAGCAGCCGUCUGGAGUUCCUGUCCCUCGUCAGCCAGCGCAGUCCCGGUGCCCCGGACAGCCCGUCGCGCCGCAAGGAGUCGAGUAGCUCCACGGCGGCCCCGCUGCCCGAGGAGGACUGCAUGAAACUCAAUCCCUCCUUCGUGGGCAUCGCCCUCAGCUCCCUCCUCGCCAUCGACCUCUGGGCCUCCAAGCGCCUGGGCGUCUGCGCUGGAGAGAACUCGGCCUGGGGCAGCGCACGCCCCCUCAUGAAGGUCAUCGAGGUUUCGGGGCACGGCAUCCCCUGGCUGCUCGGCACCUUCUGCGGGCUCUGCCAGAGCGACAGCUCAGCGGCCAGGGAGGUGCUGCUCAACUUGCUCUUCGCCCUGCUGCUGGAUCUGGUGCUGGUGGCCGUGGUGAAGGGACUGGUGAAGCGGCGGCGGCCCACCCACAACAAGAUGGAUAUGUUCGUCACCAUCUCGGUGGACAAGUACUCCUUUCCCUCCGGGCACGCCACCAGGGCCGCCCUCGUCUGCCGCUUCGUCCUGCGCCACCUGGUGCUCGCCGUGCCGCUGCGGGUCCUGGUGGUGCUCUGGGCGCUCAUCGUCAGCGUCUCCAGGGUGAUGCUGGGCAGGCACAACAUGACGGACGUGCUCUUCGGGCUUCUGCUGGGCUACGCCCUGUACAGCGUGGUGGAGUACUGCUGGCUAUCUCCGCUCAGCGCCCCGGCCCUCUUUGCGCUCUGGCGCCACUGAUGGCUGGGUCC